Serpula lacrymans var. lacrymans S7.9 is the source of this 1515-nucleotide messenger RNA. RefSeq lists its product as uncharacterized. Gene Ontology annotation, biological process: autophagy of mitochondrion; nucleophagy; protein localization to phagophore assembly site. Gene Ontology annotation, molecular function: phosphatidylinositol-3,5-bisphosphate binding; protein binding; phosphatidylinositol-3-phosphate binding. The transcript has 7 exons. The record is from RefSeq and is a predicted model, not a curated record. Lineage: Eukaryota; Fungi; Basidiomycota; Agaricomycetes; Boletales; Serpulaceae. The annotation marks the transcript as partial. Gene Ontology annotation, cellular component: cytosol; extrinsic component of membrane; fungal-type vacuole membrane.
GAGGCGGUUUACUAGUCCUACAACGGUUUCAAAGUUACAUUGAGGCAGCACCAUGGUAGAACGCACGAAUGUGAACAUGUUAUUCGCCAACUUCAACCAGGAUUUCUCGUGUAUCUCCGUUGGUACACGCAAGGGUUACAGUAUCACGAACUGCGAUCCGUUUGGCCGAGUGUAUACAAUGAACGAUGGAGCUCGAGGAAUAGUCGAGAUGCUGUUUUGCACUUCUCUCAUCGCACUCGUCGGUGCGGCGGAUCAGCCUCAAUCAAGUCCACGGAAGUUGCAGAUAGUUAACACAAAGCGGCAAUCCAUGAUAUGCGAGCUUCUCUUUCCCUCGUCCAUUCUGGCUGUCAAGCUCAACCGCAAGACUCUAGUAAUAGUACUAGAAGUUGAAAUUUACAUAUAUGAUAUCUCCAAUAUGCGGCUCCUCCACGUCAUAGAGACGACAGCAAAUCCAGAAGCCAUUUGUGCACUAUCACCUUCAGCUGAAAACUCGUAUCUCGCCUACCCAUCUCCAGUCCCUUCUCCAACUUCUGUGCUAACCAAUCAGGCUUCGAAUUCCACACGGCCGCCUUCCUCUACCCAACAAUCGGGUGACGUCCUGUUGUUCUCUACACGCUCGCUGACAGUAGCCAAUGUCAUCCAAGCUCACAAGGCGCCUAUAUCUUUCCUUUCUAUCAACUCGACAGGAACACUUUUGGCAACGUCAUCGGACAAAGGCACUGUUAUUCGUGUGUGGAGUAUUCCUGGUGCAGAGAAGUUGUAUCAGUUCCGGCGGGGUACACGAGAAGCAAGGAUAUAUUCCAUCAACUUUAAUGUUGUCUCUAGCCUUUUGGCUGUCAGUUCUGCGCAUGAUACCGUUCAUAUCUUCAAGCUUGGUCCUCAAAAAGCCUCGUCGAGUAAAAGUACCCAGCAGCCAUCAAGUCCAUCUGAAUCCUUUGACAAUGAAGGCACGCAGGCAUUGGAAGGAGGUUAUGAGGCGUUCAUCGAUGAACGGAGAAAAAGUGGUGGAGUAUCUUCGAGCCUUCGUCGCAAAUCAAUGCAGAUGACGAAAAGCCUGUCGCACUCUGUGGGUGGCUAUUUACCAAACACACUGACGGAGAUGUGGGAGCCAUCGCGUGAUUUCGCAUUUCUGAGGUUGCCGACUAGCGGUGCGCAUUGUAUAGUGGCUCUGAGCGGGACACUACCACAAGUGAUGGUGAUCUCAUCUGAAGGCUACUUCUACUCAUAUAAUAUUGAUUUGGAGAACGGUGGAGAAUGUUCUCUUAUGAAGCAAUACAGGUUUGUCCUGUCAAUUCCUGCUUUUCUUGCUGACCCAUCGUCCACUGGACAGUUUACUGGAUUCUUUGGACGAAACUUCCGGUAUGAUGGAUGGUUAGAGUACCGGCCAUUAUUUGAGGGCAUUAUUUCCUUGCUUCCGCUGAGGUGUAUAAUCUACAUCACGAGUUACUGGGCACCGAGAAUUAUACAUUAUAGCGGUUACUGUACUAUUGAGAGAAUGCGUGUACACACCUUAGU